AUCUAAAUCACAAGUAAUAGGAUUAAUAUGGUGGUGUUCAAAUUGGGGACUUUGAUAGGCGAGCAUUCCACCACAGGUGGCCAUCGAACACUUCUCAAGAUCCUUUCAGAAGCCGAGGAAAGCGCUUAAGGUUUAAAAAAAUGCCAGGACUUUACCACGGGUUUUGGAAAAUGAUCAGCAAUGAGAACUUCGAAGCCUACCUGAAAGCUCUCGAUGUCAACAUUGCUGUUAGGAAAAUUGCCACCUUGGUGUUUUGCGACAAAGACAUCAACCAAAACGGUGAUCACUUCAUCAUCAGGACCUUCAGUCCAUUCAGAAGCUACACCAUGGAGUUUGACAUCGGCCAGGAGUUUGAGGAAGAUCUGAAAGGAAUAGACGACAGGAAAUGUAAGACGACCGUGACCUGGGAUGGAGAGAGGCUGGAGUGUGUGCAGAAAGGUGAGAUUGAGGACAGGGGCUGGACCCACUGGAUCGACAACGAUCACCUUCAUGUCGAGAUGAGAGCGAGAGGAGUCACGUGCAAGCAGGUCUACAAGAGGACCUAAAUCGGCGAGCUAGAGCGGCGCCCCUGCUGGAGAACCACGAGAGACACAGAGACACCUCAAGGAUAUGAUGGAGACAUCCUUUCAUUCGUCCUUUCUUUCAUUCCACUUGUCUCGUUAAAUCUGUAUAGACAAACACUGUUUAUGAAAGUUUUGAUUCAGUUCCAGUAGAUGUAGAUCCCUGAUAACUGUCAUUUAGAGGCCAAUAACAAGCACAGUAAAGAAGGAUUUGUACUGAAUAGACAAGGAAAAUGACGUGUUCUUUCCAAGAAAAUCUCCUGAUAAUACGCCAGAAUGAUGACGGAACGUAAAGACGGUGAUGGAUAUCUGUGUAGUUGAGCUAAUUCAGUCUUGGAUGACAAGUGCAGUAUGUUUUCUCCUUUGUCUGCUGCAGAUGUGGCCACAAUGAAAGAAAUAAACAGAAUAAAGAAAGCGGAUUGCUGUAAUGCUA
Molecule: messenger RNA, 993 nt
Organism: Pygocentrus nattereri (red-bellied piranha)
Lineage: Eukaryota; Metazoa; Chordata; Actinopteri; Characiformes; Serrasalmidae
Gene: rbp1.1
Product: retinol binding protein 1, cellular, tandem duplicate 1
Exons: 4
Coding region: 141-545 (134 amino acids)
Biological process (GO): fatty acid transport
Cellular component (GO): nucleus; cytosol
Molecular function (GO): fatty acid binding
Source: RefSeq, a predicted model, not a curated record